Molecule: messenger RNA, 461 nt
Organism: Monascus purpureus
Lineage: Eukaryota; Fungi; Ascomycota; Eurotiomycetes; Eurotiales; Aspergillaceae
Source: the annotation of a GenBank genome assembly
AAACCAUCCAGCAAAACUGUGUGUCGAAGAUUGCAAAAUGGUGUUAAGAUCGAGUUCCUAUACACAGUCUCGGUGGAAACAUUUCUAAGAUAUCAAAACUACAAGAUAUGAUUAAUGCCUGUGUCAACCAAGGGAAAGAAGCAAGCUGUGUCGUCGACAAUGUGAAGUGCGCACACCAAUACAUUCUGGCUAAAGCCAGAGAGUGUGAAUUAUGUGACACCGAUCCUGGCAGCCACUGUGCCUCUCCGAGAGAACCUAUUUCUCAUUAUAUCAAGAAAAUUGUCGCUAUCCAAGGCGCUCUAAACCACCUCUUUCGUUUUUCCCGAUCCCCCAGGAUGUAUCGUGUCUUGCACAAGGCGGACUUUGGCAUUAUAUGCCUUCUGGAGCUAUUGAAUAGCUCUGUGAAGUCUCCCGAACCUGGUGAACAGCUGGAGAAAGAUGUCCUCGCACCUAAAGGCUAG